Molecule: messenger RNA, 3785 nt
Organism: Uranotaenia lowii
Lineage: Eukaryota; Metazoa; Arthropoda; Insecta; Diptera; Culicidae
Gene: Rala
Product: ras-related protein Ral-a
Exons: 5
Coding region: 1283-1888 (201 amino acids)
Biological process (GO): Ras protein signal transduction
Cellular component (GO): plasma membrane
Molecular function (GO): GTPase activity; GDP binding; GTP binding
Source: RefSeq, a predicted model, not a curated record
CGCGGCCCCAAACCAUCGCAGAUAGGAUUUUACUAGCCCAUCGGACGGUUCGCGUAUUUUUUCUGUCGCGUCGAAAGUAUUGACGGUCAAGUUUCUGCAGCAGUCUCCAUUCCGUGCCGUUUUAGGAUUGGUAAGCUUUUUGGGAAGUGUCGCUUUCGUAAGAUCAAGAAUUCGUCGCAGUGGAAACCCCGAUUGCCCCGGAUAACGGAAUUUCGGAUCCUCUAUUCGGUGGAGCUGAAUCAAAUUAGCUUCGGCAGAAAAAAAAGUAUUUCGAGACUCGAGAGCGCCCCACAGAAACGCACUCGCAAGAGGGGAGGUUGUCCAGAGAUAUUAAACAUACAUUGGACUACCCCGGGAUCUGUAUGACCUGCUGUAUGCGGCAACAAUUUAGCUAUCGAGGGACCCUCGUGACCGCAUCAAUUGCCGCUAGCUGACCUGGAGCAGGAGGAACCAGCCAAUGAUGAUGGACCAACAACAACGACGACGAUGAUGAUGAUGUCGUGCGAUUGUCACGAUUGUUGCUGUUGAUGAGACCGACACGAAUGAUGGUUAUGAUGACGCCAUUAGGCUGAUGAAAAAUUUGCGUGAGCUGCGGAGAAGAAGCCCCCGAAACACCCCGUAAAACGCCAAAGUCGGCAUAACUGUCGAUCGACAAUUGAAUCACACGGUUCCGGCUCAAAUCCGGUUCCUAGGAAGAUAGCUAGAAAGAUAGACAGACCAAAUAAAAAAACGGCCAAUAGCGCUUGCUGAUUGCGAAGGUAGAAUCUGUUUUGUGUAUGUGUGAACGUUGUGAUUGGGUCAUUGAGUGAUAAUUUUUGUUACCCAUCACGACGACGCCCCGUCGCCGUCAGAGAAGAACCUGGAAGAUAAGAAACGAAACGUACGAUAUUAGAGAUUUGAAUCGCUGCAAAAGCUUCUCGUCUGUGUUCAGUGUACCUAGUGUAGGAAUCUGUAUCCGUUUAGCGGACUUUGAUAGUGUUACCGGGAACGUGAUAAUUGUUACUGGUGGAAAUAUAUUACCUCAAUCUUCAUCCGAAGCAACCUAGAGCGAAGAGUAGAGUAGCGAACUGCAGCAUAAAUCAACCGAGUUUAGAAGUGUGACAACCACCGGAAAGAACCGAGUGUGUAUUGUAUUGUUUUGUGUUCUGUUGCUGCAGUGCUGACUGCACCGCGGUGUGUUGUGAAGAUCGAAGAUCUGUGAUAGCCAUCACUCUACUAACAACUAACUACUACAAGUUACUGCUACUACUACUGCAAUUGUACAGCAAAAACACCGGCAAAAAUGUCCAAGAAACCGACCGCGGGACCGGCACUGCACAAGGUCAUCAUGGUGGGCAGCGGUGGCGUUGGCAAAUCGGCACUCACCCUGCAGUUCAUGUAUGACGAGUUCGUGGAAGACUACGAACCGACCAAAGCCGACAGCUACCGGAAAAAGGUGGUACUGGACGGCGAAGAGGUACAGAUCGACAUCCUGGACACGGCCGGCCAGGAGGACUAUGCCGCCAUCCGGGACAACUACUUCCGUAGCGGUGAAGGGUUCCUGUGCGUCUUUUCGAUCACCGAGGACGACAGUUUUCAGGCAACACAAGAGUUUCGGGAACAAAUACUGCGCGUGAAAAAUGACGAAAACAUCCCGUUCCUGCUGGUCGGCAACAAGUGCGACCUCAACGACAAACGGAAAGUGCCACUGGCCGAGUGCCAAGGUCGGGCCCAACAGUGGGGAGUGCCAUACGUCGAAACCUCGGCGAAGACGCGUGAGAAUGUGGACAAGGUGUUCUUCGAUCUGAUGCGCGAAAUACGCUCGCGGAAAACGGAAGACUCGAAGACGACCAACGGGCGCGCCAAAGACAAAUCGAAGCGAAGGAAACUGAAAUGCACACUAAUAUAGACAAAGAGAGAGAGAGAUAGAGAGCGAUAGCAAGAAGAGCACCCGCAUGAGUGGCUCAGUGUUAGAGAAGAAGAGGGAAAAAGUAAAAGCGAACGCACUCGAAUUGUUAAACACUCACACACACAAAUACAUCCAUAAAGGUUAGAAGAAUGUGGUACAGCGUUAGCCAAGAGGAAGAAAGCGAACAAAAAACUACGUAUAACAACAAAAACACUCAGAAACAGUUCAGACCACACACACACUUACACUUAUCGUUUAUGCGCAUAAUGGGAUAAUAGAAGCAAACCGUGUGUCUGGUUUUUAUUAUCUUAGGUUUUGUUUUUAAGUUUAGGCGUAGAACUUUACCGUAUGAUGAAACGAAGAGCAGAGUUACGUCGUCGUAGCGAAGAUUAUUUGUUAGGAAUAAUAUGCUAAGCAGAAGUAUUGAUCAUAAUGAUAUACGAGAGAAAGAGAGUAAUAUGGAAAUCAGACUAAAAAAUCGCUUAAGCUAAGUGAGCGAAACAAGCAAACAAAAUCUAUUGGUGUACAUUUAAUGCUUUCGGUGUUAUUUAUUUCUGUUCUACACGAUUAUUUUUUGGACGUAUUCUUCGACUGUUGUAAAUUGUUUUCGUAAAUGCCUCAUCGCCACAGCGUUGCCACAAAUAACAUUGUCCAUUGUAUUGUUUCUUUUUUGUUCUAUUGUGCUGCGCUAGUAUGUAUCGUUAGUUUGUUUGUAUAAGUUACAGUGUAGUUCUGUUCAGUGUUUCUGUUUCCGAAAUCUAGCGAUCGGUUUUAAAAUGACCGUUCGUAAUUUUGCGGAAUAAGAACCAUUGAACGGAUAAGUAUAAUUUUGAUGCUUCACAAAUCAUCACCGGAUUCCUCUUAAAUUGCUGCUAGUGUGCCGCAAAAGCUAAACGCAAGAGUGUGCGUGUCUGCAUCGAAGUGUAAGCAAGAGAGUGUCCGCCAUAUUUGCUGUACGUGCGUUUGGCUGCCAUAUUGGAUUCAUUUUUUUUCAACACAUGAUAUUUUUUCCAAUCUUUUCUUGAAUGUGCCUUUUUUCCUUUUGUAAUCAUUUUCACAAAAAACAACCUCACCGGGGUUCAGAUAUUCUACGAUUUGAUUCGGGAUAUUUCCAACCGCAAGAAGAAAAGCCAGGAAACGGUGCAACAACCAAAGGGCGAGAAACGUCGAUGCUGUCAGUUGCUGUGAACACACACUGAAACAAACAAAAACCAUUACAUUACCGUACAUGUCGUGUAGAUCCAGCAGCCACUCCGUGCUUCGGUGAGUGAACGCCUCACCUUCGUCAACAACCGAUGAUAUUUUAUUCAACGCAUUAUUCUCAGAGCCGCUUCCUUAAACAAGUUUAAACCUAAUAAAACCCAGUGCGUAUGCUGGGACAUUUUUUACGUUAAUCAAAGUUAUCACAUCGAAAUUCAGAGUAUCAAAUUUCUAAUUAAAUUUAAAAAAUAAAAGAAACAAUCGAUGUACAAAAUUUUAUCGAGAACUAAAUACACAUGCUUUGCAGCUUACAUUUUUCGGUUCUUUUUUUAAAAAGUGACAAACAGAAAAAGUAUUGAUGAAACACAAACCUAACCUCAAACCAUUUCGGUCGGUUGCUACCUGGUCGAAUAAUAUUCAAACAAAAAAAAUGCCACUCAUAGGAACAGAUAACCGACUGACUGCUUAUCGCAUCAGGUGUAAAGCGUGUGUAAGUUAGACUUUGUAAACAAAAGGGCGCGCAGAAUGUGGUGUGAGAGACCAGACAGGUAUCAGUCGUCGUACGUGCUAGCAAAAGUUGACAAAAAGCAAAAACAAACUAAAUCAAACAUGCCGAAAGAAAACAAUCUCUCAACAAAACAAGUGAAUAAAGACUAUUGAAAAAUAAACAAACAAUGAUGGUGAAGAAAAUUUAGAA